Molecule: messenger RNA, 1152 nt
Organism: Fusarium poae
Lineage: Eukaryota; Fungi; Ascomycota; Sordariomycetes; Hypocreales; Nectriaceae
Exons: 5
Coding region: 1-1152 (383 amino acids)
Cellular component (GO): nucleus
Molecular function (GO): DNA binding
Source: RefSeq, a predicted model, not a curated record
AUGCCCUCACAAUCAAAUCUGAGAGCUGCUCAGGCCGUUGUUCUUUCACGCCAGCGACUUCGCCGCGGUCUCAAUCGUGAUGCUGCCGGCCGCCGAAAGAAGCCACUGACUCUUCGUGCUGCUGAAGCUCGAUAUGCCGGCUCUGCUCGUGCAUCUAUCGGCCGCAUCGUCAAGAGACUUGAGGCUGCGAAUACCGUAGAUUAUGAGGAUGUUGUCGAUCCUAAGAUGGGGCGCCCGCGGCAACUCACGGAUGAGGAAGAAGAAGCUAUCGUGUGUUAUAUCAUCUGGAUGGAAAAGUCAGGCCUGCCUGCCUCCAAGUGGGAAAUAGAAGAUGCAGCACUUACUCUGCGGCGCCGCCGUGAUCCUGAUGCGAGACCUGUGAGCAAGAUGUGGUACUCUCGCUUCCGCGAUGAUCAUCCUGAGCUUGCGAAAUCGAUAUUGAAGUCGAGAGAAGCUUCGCGUGCCGAAUAUGAGGAAGGCGGCGUUGAUGAUACGAAGGAGUGGUUCCAACGCCUCAGCGAUGUGAUGACGAAGUACAAUAUCGGUGCAUCAGAGACCUGGAAUGCAGAUGAAGCAGGAGUUAGAGUCGGAAUGCUACGAGAUAAGAUGGAAUGCCUCGUUGUACGCACCAAGAAGAAGUCAGCAACAGAGUCGUUGCCAACGCUUGAGUGGGCGUUCAUUGAAGGCGAUCCUGAUAUGCGCUUCGCUCAGUCAGACUCGGCAUUCUCAAGUGCGGCGAUAACGCUCGAGUGGGCGAAGCACUUCAACCGAUGCUCGUGGGAGAAAUCUGCUACUGAUACAAAUAACCGCUUGGUUACUCACGAUAUGCCUCCCGCGGCGAGGCCUGAUGAUGAGGCUGUAUGGCGGCUGCUCGUUAUCGACGGCUUCACAGGCCACGGCUCAUUCGAAUUACGAGAAUAUAUGAUAAAGUUCAAUAUUCUCGUAGCAUUUCUUCCGCCUCAUUCAACGCAUAUACUCCAGCCGAUGGAUAAGAAGCUUCGUGAGGCGUUGCGGAAGGGAAAUCUUACCUUUGGCCGGCGUGCCUUUGCAGGAGCUUUUCAGGAGAUCUUUAAUGAAGGCUUCACUGCCGCUCACAUCAUCUCGGGCUUCCAAAAACGGGCAUCUACCCUCCCACAGACCGACCUGCCAUAG